Messenger RNA from Miscanthus lutarioriparius, 321 nucleotides. The record is from the annotation of a GenBank genome assembly. Lineage: Eukaryota; Viridiplantae; Streptophyta; Magnoliopsida; Poales; Poaceae.
AUGGCGGAGGUGCUGCUCCGGCUCAGGCCCCGCAGGGUCAUGGCUGCAGCGGGGUCAGAUGCGACUGGCAGGACUGCGCUGCCCAAGUCUGGAGGGCAACCGAGGAGCUUCGCAGCCGCGUCCUCGCCUUCUCAGCGCGCUGCUCCUGUGGGGAUGGGCGGCGACGAGCCGUUGUUGCUGCGGCAGCGAAGGAGAGGGUUGGAAGCCUUGGUGCUCGCCGAGGACAAUAAGUACCCCAUCGCCGACGAGAUGAACGGCAUCUUAGUUUGGAGAUGGCAUCUUAUUGUGGAGAUGCUCAUGGAUGAGACGAGCGUCGCUUGA